UGUUUGAAGCGCUUGCGAAUAGCGGGGCCUGACUGAGUGAGAACCAACGCGGAAGAGUGGGAGUGGGAAUAUUCAACCUACCAUCCUUUGUUUACCAUUAUGAGUGAAUCCUGAAUUUGGUUGCAACAACACCCACAUGCCCUUAAUGUUGUUUCUUAUAUGUGCUUAACAGAAGCUUAAGCGCACAUAGUGUUGUCGGCACAAAAUCAUAAAGCUGAGUCUGCACCGUGCUGUGCCACAUUGAGCCUGAAGAGGGCGAUGUCUGACAACAGCAACAGCAACAGCACAGGCAGCAGUAGCUCCUCGACCAACAGCUGGACCCUCCUCUCCCCCGAGGAAGCUGCUGUUGAGAAUGUCGGGCCAGUAGAUGACGGCACUGAGAGCCUGGGUGACGUCCCGAGUCUCUCUGAGGACUUGACAGGAGCUGCUUUAAGUGACAUUCCAGUAGAAACUGUGCUGUCUGAAGAAGGCCAUCAGGUGUGUCAAGAGACCUCUCCAGACCCCAGCGAAAGUCCCAUCCCAUCUAGUCCAACCCGGAUGAGUCCUCUCCCACCCAACCUUCUUGAUCCUCCAGACCUCGACCUGGAGAGCCAGCCUCCGGUCAUCCAUGACAUUGUAACCAGCUCCCCCAGUGACAACGAGCACCUAGGAGCCACACCCUUUGUCACCAACAUUGAUCUGAGGGCUCCACUCGAUAUUCCUGCUGCUGAACUCCUGACAGCUGAGCCUGACGAUUUCUGUGCCGCUGCCCCCCUGACUGAGAUCACUUCCUCUACAGAAGAAGUGCCUGACUCGCCUGCUGAUAUCAGGCUGAUUCCUGCCAGGGAGAGUCCUGUCUUCACUGCUGAACCUGAGGUCAGCAUCCCCACAGAGACCCUUACAGCCACUGAUCCUCCAUCUCCUGUUGAAGAUGACAUCAGCCUCGUUCCAGAGAGCACAGAGCCGCCAAGCCAAGUCCCAGUCCCAGAGAGACUGGUGACAGAAAGCCCCAUCAAUGAUAGUCCUGCACCAGAGACUGUUGGUUCAGUAGAGUGGGAGGAGGAGGUGGAGGAGGAAGAGGCGGCAGCUGUGGAGUUUGAUCCAUCUGAGACCCAGUAUGAGAGAGAAGAGGAAGUAGAAGAAGAAGAACCAUCCAGCAGCUUUGAUGACGGAUUGAGGAGGAGGAAUGUUCCCUCCUUCGAGGCGCUAAGACCAAGAACAUCAGAUGAGGAUGAUGAGGAAGAGGAAGUGGAGUUCAAGCUGGCUAAGAAGAAGGAGGAAAAGCCAUUGUUAUCCUUGAACAAAUGCAUUGUGGGUUCUCUGAUCCUGCUCUUCUUAGGUUCCCUCUUCCUCUCAGGUUUCCUCUCUGACCUGAAUCAUGGUGACUUUGACGCCUCUGAACUGAGUGAUGUAGAACAAAUCCAGGACUGGCUUAGCAAUGAUCCACAGGAUAUGAAAGAGCUAUUGGAUAAACUGACUCAGGAAAACCAGCAAAUUUCUCAGCUAGAGGCUCAACUACAGUCUCAGAAAGAAGAACUCGACUCAGCACUGAAGGCCGUAGCAGCAAGCGGUGAUGAAAAGGGUGAAGCAGAUCUGGAAAAAGAAAACAUAAAGCUGAAGGAGGACCUGUCAUCUCUGCCUGAGCUGAAGAAAGAGCUGGAGAGUCUGAGGUCCAGGGUGACCGAACUGAGCCAGCUCACAGCUGAUCAGGAAAGGCCCCCCACUACCUCAAGCUCAGCCCCUCAGCCUCGUGACAAAGAUGAUCAGAGUAGCCACAAAGCAGCUGGACCUGAGAUGAAGAAGGACACAAAUGAGGGAGGAAGGCUGAAGGAAGAACUCCAGAGGCAGAAAGUUCUUCUAGAGGAGAGCAAGAAGAGACUGCAAGGGAUGAAGAAAAAUGGAGGCGACAGAAAACGAGUGAGGGAUAGUUUGGAGGAGAUCCAGAAGAGGCUUUCUGAACAAGUUGAGAGGUGGGGUAAGAAGAAGCCACAGGAGUCCAAAUGGAAAGGGAACAAGGGCAAAAACAACGAGCGAGACAGCUGGAAGAAAGACGAAAAGAAAGAGUGGAAGCAUAGCAAAGAGGGAGGCUGGAGAGACAAAGACGAGAAGAAGGACAAGGAGUGGAAGUCUCAGAAGCAAAACUCUCACAAAGAGGCGUGGAGGAAACACCAGGACGAGUGGGAGGGGAAGAAGGACGAGCGCAGGAUGGACAGAGAGGAUAGGAGGAAGGAGAAACCGUGGCACGGCGGGCCAGGUAAGAACUCCCACAACCAUCAUCAGCACCAGCAUCAGCACCACCAGCCCCGUCAGCCUCAUCAGUACAAGCACAGCGACUUCUGGAGAGACCAGGAGCAGAAGCUCAGACGCAACGUCCGCCCCCAGCUGGGCUGCAGCUCUGUGGAGGACUGCGCCAGCAAGCAAGGGCUCUACCCAGUGGAGCUGCCCGAGUUUGAGGAGCUACUGGAGGGAUACCUGAGCAAGCUCGAAGGAUCCUCACCUGAGAGCAAAGACAAGAUCAGGAAGCUGACCGCAGAGUUCUUUGAGGACGGCGGGUUUAUCCACGACAGGGUUCUCUUCAGUGACUUUGCUGAGGACGUGGCAGACAUUCUGGAGGACAUGGUGGACGUUUUGGAGGGCGGUGGGCAGAAGAACGACGACUCCCUGGAGGAGGAGAUGGAGGAGUUCGAACGAGAAGCCCUGUGGAAGUUUGCCGCCACAGCUUAAAUAGACAAAGAGGGGGAAAAGGAGUGAAAUACAACGCUAAGAUACAGCACAAGUGGAUGGUUUUAUAGGACAUUUCUUGCCUACAUUCUCCUCUUCAGAGCUGUAAUUGUAGUAGCUUCUGGUACAGAGUGGUCGUGCCUCUCAUAAAUGUGUCCCUCUGAGUCUUUAAUUAUAAGCUAGACUUGUUGUCAUUUUGGACUUAGUUGUUGUUACCUACCUCUGUCAGGUCAUGCCUCCUAAUGCAAAGUCCUUCAGUAAUGUGUUGUGUGGAUUUUCCUCUGCUGUAUAGUGUUUUCUCAAUACGUAGUGCAUGUCGCAGUUCAUCAUGUAAAUUCAAACGGAUUAUAUUCAGAUCACACAAAAAAAACUGGGCUUUAAUGAGAUGGUAUUUGCAACAAAAAAAAAACAAUUCUGUUGAGCACCAUUGCAAUGGUUAAAGAUACUCUUACAAUUCAUAUAGUGUUGUAUAAGUCUGUCAGUUACAGAAAGACGUGUUGAAUACUUCUCUGUCAUUGGACUGGGCGAAAACAACCCGCCACUUCUCCGAGCAGGUUUAAACAAAUGCUGAGAAUUCUUUGCAGAUAGUAUUUGCCUCAAAUCAGGUGUAGCUGUCCAAUCCCAGAGGAUGAGAUCCCGGUUCUUUCAGUGAUAAGAAUCAGAUCAGGUCAGACCAGUUUUGUGUCAGCAGCUCUUAAGUAAAUAAGAGCAAACAGAGUGCAGUUUGAGAGCCCUGAGCGUUUCUUUUCUGCUUUUGACUUUUCAUCCUGCAACUCCCAACUGUCAGUUGACAGCAGAUGUGCUGAACAACCAGGAACCGGUUUGUGAGCUGCUUAAAAAAACAAAAAGCAAUAUGACAAAGUGAUAGCCGUAGCUAAAUUUAUGACUGCUAAACCACUUUAGCACUUUUAAAAAACAUUCACAUUUACAGCAAAGUCUAUUUUCUCUAUUGUGUUUUUUUUUUUAGACCAUUAGUGCUCUUUAGUAGUUCUUGUAAUGUAGCCAUGGGGACCUCCAACACAUGAUCGACAUAUACUGGAUAUCCCAGAGCUUUCAGAGUCAAAAGUUAGUUCGAGUUAUUGUGCCGUAAAUGAGAUUGGCAACCAUCCCGUAUAUAUUUUUCAUUGUCCUCUUAUUUUGUUAGCAGGUUUAUGUUAACUGACAUGCACACAAGUGAUACAGUAACAUUUCAAGAUAAUGGCAAAAUGAGGAAGCUGCUGCAUUUAGUUUUUCAAUUUUAAGUUGAACGAGCCAGGCAUAAGACACAAAGCAAACUCCGUCAAGUAUUGCAGAAACUGCUUUCCAGUGUUUGAGAAAGAAUAAUGAUUGGUGUUUUUUUGGUUUCAGUGUUUGAUUCUAGUCACAUUUGAUCAUGACGUUUUCCCUCUAGGUAGAUGUGAAGUUAAAAGUCGACAGAUUGUGAUUGUUGGUUCUCAUUUUUCAGUCAUUUAAAGAAGCUUUGGAGUGUUUCGUGUUUAUUUAUUCUGUCAGUACACUGCAGCUCUUUUCCUUCUUUUUAACGAGACUUUGUCCGAGGCCAUACACGUUGAAUGUCGAAUUUGUGACGAUUUCAGUUACUUUGGUUUUCAGAGAUUUAGUUUGCCAGCUACUGCUUACGUGCCUUUAAUAUUAUGAAUAUCUUAGAUUGGACAAGAGGUCUUGGAUUUAAUUUGCUUCUGCAAGAUUAAGAAGAAAAGUUUACACUGCUUGCAGUCUGACGGCUGUUUAUACGGCAGAGAAUGAAUGUCAAAGGGUUUACACAUGAAGUGUUGAAUGAAUUUGUGUUAAACGUUCUCUGCUGUUUGCACAGAGGAGCUUUUUAUUUUUUAAAGUUUUUAGACCAAAGGGAUUGGAAGAAAGCUUAAUUUCAACAGUUGAAUCCUUUAAUGAAACACAUUUAUGAACGUUUAAUCAAUAUUUGAGAAGUGUUUUCUGUGUUUGUGGGACAACAGUAGGGCUAUGUGCUUAGUGCUAAUGUAGGAACUGGCUCAGAUGUGCAUGUAAUUGAUCCCUGGACAAAUGUAUUGAAAAAUUUGGAUCCUUUUUAAUUUCAUUCGUCAUCUGUUAUGUCCUCUUUUAGGAAGUCGGUGUUAAGUUCAAUAAAGUUUUCACCAGUAAAUAUGUAAA
This is a messenger RNA of Cottoperca gobio, 4827 nucleotides long. It is a transcript of the gene pbxip1a, whose product is annotated as pre-B-cell leukemia homeobox interacting protein 1a. The transcript is spliced from 11 exons. Bases 259 to 2703 code for a protein of 814 amino acids. Gene Ontology annotation, cellular component: membrane. The record is from RefSeq and is a predicted model, not a curated record. NCBI's taxonomy places the organism in Eukaryota, Metazoa, Chordata, Actinopteri, Perciformes, Bovichtidae.